Messenger RNA from Eutrema salsugineum, 396 nucleotides. RefSeq lists its product as uncharacterized. The transcript is spliced from 2 exons. The record is from RefSeq and is a predicted model, not a curated record. NCBI's taxonomy places the organism in Eukaryota, Viridiplantae, Streptophyta, Magnoliopsida, Brassicales, Brassicaceae. Bases 1 to 396 code for a protein of 131 amino acids.
AUGAGGAGCACCUUGAAUCCAUAUGCGCCACCGUUUAAACCGGUGGAAUACUCUGACGAACGCUGCCUUUUCCUGACCUUCUCAAGAGGCUUCCCCCUCACGGAAAGCCAGCUUUUCAACUUUUUCAACAGGAUGUUCCGACCGUAUGUGGAUCAAGUGAUAGUGCACAGGCCUAAGGAAAGAAGGAUGCCUUCUUUGUUUGCGAGGGUGAUGUUCAAGGUUUCUCUCAUACCAGACCUUGUGAUGGGAAACCAUGAAAAGGUUUGCUAUUUCGUCGAUGGUAGACAUUUUUACUGCAGGAGGUUUGUUAGCCAGAAGGACAGAAAUGCAGCCACCCGCGCAAGUAACAGCCUCCGUGGUGGUCGUGGUGGUAGCCACCACAGUGGUCACCACUGA